AUGGUUCGAAAUCCCAAUUUAAGUAGUGAUCGACAAGCGUAUAAGCGAUUGAAGCAAAUCAUUCGUGAGUAUCAACCCGAUAUUGUACAUACGCACGCUUCGAAAGCAGGAGCCUUAGGGCGAAAGGCAGCACAUUCUUGUGGUGUGCCAGUGAUCGUGCAUACGUUUCAUGGACACGUGUUUCAUUCCUACUUCGGGAAGUUGAAAACAACGCUGUUUAAAAAGAUUGAGCGUAAUCUAGCGAAGAAAUCGACUGGAAUUAUCGCUAUUUCUGAUAUUCAGAAAAAAGAGCUUUCUCAGGAUCAUAAAAUUUGUCCGGCGAAUAAGAUUAAGGUGAUUCCUCUUGGUUUUGAUUUAGAACCUUUCCAUGAAAAGUCAUUAACGCAGCGAUCUGGGACGCGUAAAGAAUAUGGACUUGAGGAUGAUGUCGUAGCAAUUGCGAUUGUUGGACGAUUGGCUCCGAUUAAAAAUCAUGGAUUUUUUCUGGACGUGAUUGAGGAAGUGUUUGCUCAAACAAAUCAGAAAUUGAAGGUAUUCAUCGUUGGUGAUGGACCUGAAAAAGCAAUGAUCUCAGAGCGGGUUGCUGAAAUCAACUCGAAAUCAAGUCACGAGAUUGUAAUGACUUCGUGGAUUAAGGAUAUUGGAACAUUCAACGCUGGAAUGGAUGUUAUUUGUCUUACUUCGGACAAUGAAGGAACACCAGUGAGUUUGAUUGAGGCACAAGCGGGAGGAAUUCCGAUUAUUUCAACAGAUGUUGGCGGAGUCAAAAAUGUUGUAGUAGAAGGUGAAACGGGCUUCGUAGUGCCGGUGGGAGAUAAGAAAGUGUACGUUGAAAGGUUACUUGAAUUGUGCGCUGAUGAAAAAAAACGAGCAAAAAUGUCACAAAAUGGCUGGAGCUUCGUACAAGAAAAAUUCCAUUACCGAACGUUGGUCAAAAACAUGGAUCAAUACUAUCGGGAAUUGUUGAAAAGUAAAAACAAAUGA
Messenger RNA from Exaiptasia diaphana, 984 nucleotides. Its product is annotated as capsular polysaccharide biosynthesis glycosyltransferase CapM. Gene Ontology annotation, molecular function: glycosyltransferase activity. The record is from RefSeq and is a predicted model, not a curated record. The transcript has a single exon. NCBI's taxonomy places the organism in Eukaryota, Metazoa, Cnidaria, Anthozoa, Actiniaria, Aiptasiidae. The coding region runs from base 1 to 984 and encodes 327 amino acids.